CAGGUGUGUGUGUGUGUGUGUAUGUGUGUGUGUGUCGGAGGAACAUUGCGGAGCUGCAGGGAGAGCAGAGGGGAGACGGUCAUGUCAGACAGCGGGAACGCACAGCCGCAGGACGGAGGCUCGAGCCGGAUGACAAGCCCGAGUGUGGGCAACAAAGUGACCGUGGUGCUCGGAGCACAGUGGGGCGAUGAAGGGAAAGGAAAGGUGGUGGACCUGCUGGCCCAGGACGCUGACAUGGUCUGCAGAUGUCAGGGAGGCAACAAUGCAGGGCACACAGUCGUGGUUGAUUCAGUGGAAUAUGACUUCCACCUUCUACCCAGUGGAAUCAUCAACCCUAAGGCCACUGCCUUCAUUGGUAAUGGUGUAGUCAUUCACCUGCCGGGUCUCUUCGAUGAGGCUGAGAAGAAUUUGCGGAAAGGAAAAGGACUGGAAGGCUGGGAGAACAGGCUCAUCAUCUCUGACCGUGCACACAUCGUGUUUGAUUUCCAUCAAGCUGUGGAUGGAGUCCAGGAACAGGAGAGGCAACAGCAAGCUGGCAAAAAUUUAGGAACAACUAAAAAAGGAAUCGGGCCGGUGUACUCUGCCAAAGCAGCUCGCAGCGGCCUGAGAAUAUGUGACCUUCUGGCUGAUUUUCAGGAGUUCUCUGAGAGAUUUAAACAUUUGGCCUCGCAGUAUAAGUCUAUGUACCCUUCACUGGAGAUUGAUGUGGAUGGGGAACUUGAGAAACUCAAGACUUAUGUAGACAGGAUAAAGCCCAUGGUGAGAGACGGAGUCUUCUUUAUGUAUGAGGCACUACAUGGGCCUUCAAAAAAGAUUUUGGUGGAAGGUGCCAAUGCUGCUUUGCUGGACAUAGACUUUGGGACAUAUCCGUUCGUGACUUCCUCAAACUGCACUGUGGGAGGGGUCUGUACGGGUCUGGGCAUGCCACCCCAGAACGUGGGUGAAGUCUAUGGAGUUGUCAAAGCCUACACCACGAGAGUUGGGAUUGGCGCUUUCCCUACAGAGCAGAACAACGAAACCGGAGAGCUCUUGCAGACGAGAGGAAAGGAAGUGGGCGUGACCACAGGUCGCAAAAGAAGAUGCGGUUGGCUGGAUCUGGUGCUUAUCAAAUACGCUCACAUGAUUAAUGGCUUUACAGCCUUAGCUCUCACCAAACUUGACAUCUUAGAUGUGCUUCCUGAGAUCAAAGUUGGUGUGGCGUACAAAGUAGAUGGUGAAAUCAUCCCACAUUUUCCAGCAAACCAAGAGGUGCUCCAGAAGGUUGAAGUACAGUACGAGACCCUGCCAGGCUGGAAAACGGACACGUCUGCUGCAAGGACCUUUGAAGAGCUUCCAGAAAAUGCACAGAAAUACGUCUGCUACAUUGAAGAUCACUUGGGUGUGCCUGUAAAGUGGAUUGGUGUUGGGAAGUCGCGGGAAUCGAUGAUCCAGCUCUUUUAAGAGGCUGCCUGGCCUGCAUGUAGCACUGGCUGGAUUGCGCUCUGGACUCGGGAUGUGUUACUUCUCCCGCCUCCCUUCAGUUUUUUUUUCCAUGGCAAGAACGUCAUUUUGUGUCACUCGGAUCAUCCUGCAGCCCUCUGAAAUGGAGUAUUUGCCAUAUAUAACGGCAUUCCUGCGGUGAAUCAAAAAGAGCUUUUCAAUUUUUACUUUCGUGUAAUCAUUUAUUUGUUUCUCCUCUGCUUUACGUCGUCCUCCUCUGGCGUUUGGCGCUCUCAAGCUCAGUAUCCCCAUCUUGAGUCCAUAUGCUGUACAUGUGCUACUGCUUCAAACAGGCAUCAGUAGUGAUGUAUAUUAUCAGUUUUUCCACACAGGUUGGGUAAAAGAUUACUUAUACAUGUUAUAUUUAAUGUUCUUCGUUGUUUUAUCCUACAAGAAUCGACGGUUAUGCAAUGUGUAUUACCACACUUUGUCCUUGUUUUAAAUGGACUGUAUGAUUGACUCGCUCGAGUCCAAUUCAUUUAAACGUACGGUUUUUAAAAGACAAUGUAAAUGUUUCUUUACCACAUGCAUAAAUACAGAUUCGGAGGUUCUGGGUACGAAUUAUGUACAAUGCAGCCUCAAAAUGUACUACCAUUACCGUGGGUGUUUUCUGUUUCUCUAAGACAGCUUAUGAAAGCAUCUUUAAAUUUUAAUCUAUUUAAUUUGCUCUAAAAAAUAGUAUAUAAUUCAAAUGUGCCUCAAGAAGCAUAUACUAUUAUACAGUCCGGAGUUUUGAUUCCAUUGAAUGUAUGUAAACAUUUGCACAGCACUCAGAUGUUUAUUGUUCAACUGUACAACUUUAUGCCGCAAGCAUAUUAAAGCCACUUUAACGAGACAUCAAUGAACUUGCCUUUCGAUAUAGAGAAUAGAUCCUUAAGAUGCCGCCUCAGGAUGUACGACAGUAAAACGCACUGAUGAUCGAACUACUUCUGUGGUUGCUAGCUGCUGCACGAGGUCUUCUGCUUUUUUCCUGACCUCCAGUAGUGCACUUACCGAACCUUUACAUGUUAGAGAUGAUCUAAGCAGAGCUUGCCUAUUUAAACGCGACUGGGUUCUUUCAGAAACCCUGAACUGCUUCUUCUGUUUUGUCGCACCUUCCAGUAAUUGAGUAACGUAGGAUAAAGUGUGCCUUGUUAAUACAGAUGAACAAUGAAACUUGAAAACUAAUUCUCGUCUGAUUGAGCUUUUCUGGAUUUUAAUUGAGAAACCUCUUUUAUCUUUUUCGAGGGCAUUAGCAGUCAUUGCAGUUUGCCAAAAGUGUACACGCAUCCAAAGAAGUAUCUUAAUGGAUAAAUGAAUGCUGUGAUGUAAAAGGCCUUUGUAAAUGACCCUGAAUGAUAACUAUUUCGUUUUCAGAUUGAUGAGGGUGUGAUGCUUCGCAUUUUCUGUUGCUCACGGCCGUUAAAUAAACGGUGUGAGCUGUUUAUUUGUUUAGCGGCAUCUAUUACAUGUCAUUUAUCUUGCAUUAUCGGGAAGAAUUUCCUCUGAACAAAUUCAAUUUGCAAGAACAGACAGCAUUCAAACAAUGUUACGUUUGCACAAACACAACCUUUUCUGUUUCCGAAACACCGCUCCAGUUUUGUAUCGCCGCUGACUGGGUUCUCCGUGUAUGUAUACACAGAACACAAAGCCAUAUUCUCUUGAACUUACUGUAACUGUACACUUUGCUGGUGAUUGAUACUGAUGGGUGUGCAUGAUCAUCCAGUGGGAUUUGCACCAAAACUCACCCGCUCUGUUUAUCUGGGACGAAUGGCAGACAACUGUGUCAAACUCCAAUCAAUAAAGUCAUACAGUGAGAAACA
Molecule: messenger RNA, 3281 nt
Organism: Puntigrus tetrazona (Sumatra barb)
Lineage: Eukaryota; Metazoa; Chordata; Actinopteri; Cypriniformes; Cyprinidae
Gene: adss2
Product: adenylosuccinate synthase 2
Exons: 13
Coding region: 22-1440 (472 amino acids)
Biological process (GO): 'de novo' AMP biosynthetic process; IMP metabolic process
Cellular component (GO): cytoplasm
Molecular function (GO): GTP binding; adenylosuccinate synthase activity
Source: RefSeq, a predicted model, not a curated record